This is a messenger RNA of Saprolegnia parasitica CBS 223.65, 546 nucleotides long. RefSeq lists its product as hypothetical. Gene Ontology annotation, biological process: endosomal vesicle fusion; cellular response to starvation; macroautophagy. The record is from RefSeq and is a predicted model, not a curated record. The annotation marks the transcript as partial. Lineage: Eukaryota; Oomycota; Saprolegniomycetes; Saprolegniales; Saprolegniaceae. Gene Ontology annotation, cellular component: late endosome; HOPS complex. The transcript has 4 exons.
AUGCGCUCGACGAGCUGGUCGAGUACUACCUCGGCGAACUCAUUCUCUCCCAAGGCGUUUGCGAAAGCGGCGGACGUGUGUCACCAGCUCCUCGCGGGCCACCUCUGGGAAAAGUACGUCUACGUCUUUGCGCAGAAGGGCGCGCUGGGCGCGAUCGCCAAGUACAUGCCGACGGCCAACCCGCGCUUGCCGUCGAGCCAGUACGAGAUGGUGCUGACGCACUUUCUCGAGACGGACCCGGCGUCGCUCCUCGAGAUCAUUCGCAAGUGGCCCAAGCCGCGCCUCCAGGACAAGCUGCCCGUGCAGUCGAACGCCGACGCGUGGAUCAACCAGCUCGAGGUGCCCACGACCGUGCGUCGGCGCCGGCUUGCGGAAGCCGACCACAUGAGCAUGGAGACUGCCUUCCUGAUGGAAGCGCUCGCAGAGCUCUACACGGCAACUGAGCAGUACGACCACGCGCUCCGCAUCUACCUCAGCCAGGGCUCCAUGUGCUCCAACAAGGACCCCGCGUUCAAGCUCAUCGUCGAGCACAACUUGUGGGACUCG